UUCGCAAUGUUGGCGCAAUAUCCAACGUUGGUUAUAAAUAACGAAAUGAUGUGCAACACGUCAAACAGUUUGUAUAUCGGCAGCAAGGCGUCAAGUACUUUUUCGUGCAAAGUGGAUUAUUUUUCGAAGUAAACACACAUACAUAUGUAUGUAAUAACGGCGAACUAACAACGCGCUCACUCACUUGGAUUAAACAGUUGCAGACGCGGCAAGCAUCACACGCAAGGAUAAUAUGGACCCGCAGCCAUCGAUUCAUCAACAUCGACAGCGCCGACUACGACCGCUGCUUUUGCUCUUUUUCCUUUGCUACUUCGCGAGCAGCCAAGCUAAAAGGACUACACGUCGCCUGCCGCGCGAUGAGGUACACGAAUAUGCGAUACAUCACUACAACUAUGCCGAACGUGACGUGGAGGAACCGAGCGGCAGCGUAGCAGAUUUGCAUGCGGAUGAAUCGAGACGCGUGGAAGUUCAGGUGCCUUCACCGAAUGGCAGCAAUAAUGGUGGCACAACACGGGACAAGCGUGGCACCAAGAAAAUUCGACACAUCGUGCAUUUGGUUAAAACGGCACAGCAGAAGCGAAAGAAGCCAUUAACAACACCACGAAAUAAUAACCAACAGUAUCGUCAGCAAAAUGCAGUUGAUGGUGAUACGAAACCACAUCACACUUACGAAGAGGUCCAUGAGCAUAUUAUGGAGCCAGCAGAAGCGGACGAGUCCGCGCAAAAGUCUACCUAUGUGCCUUCGUCAGCGCAUGCACAAACGUCCGGUUCUAAAACGAAAGUACAUACGCAAAAGGAACCGCUGUCAGAGGCAUCUUCGAAUAGCUAUGCCACGCAUGCUCUUCUCAAGCCACAUUCGGUGAAAAUGGCGCAGCAGAAGAAAAAAAUCCCACUGCCGACAACAAGAGCCAAUAACCGGCAUCAAAAUGCAUAUGAAGGUGAUACAAAACCAUACCACAACUACGAAGAGAUGCAUGAGCAUGUGAUGGAGGCAGCAGAAGAGCAGGAGUCUGCCCAAAAGCCUACAUAUGUGGCUUCGUCAGCGCAUGCACAUACUACGUUCGGUUCUAAAGCGAAAGCCCACGCACAAAAUGAACCGCUACCAGAGGCAACUUCGGAUAGUUAUGCUACGCAUGCUUUUCUCCAACCACCAGAGGAACCGCAAGAUGAACCACACAUGAGUAGCACGGAGCAUCAUGAACAUGAAAUUCACGAGGAAGAGGAGCAUCAUCAUGUUGAGAAAAUUAAGGUGAAGCAUCAUCAUCACCAUCAUCAUCAUAAUCAUGUUAAGGAAAUCAUUAAAAAAGUGCCCGAACCAUAUCCUGUCGAGAAGAUCGUACAUGUGCCUGUAGAGAAGAUAGUCGAAAAAUUGGUACAUGUACCCAAACCUUAUCCGGUAGAGAAAAUUGUUGAGAAAAAGGUACCAUAUCCGGUAGAAAAGAUUGUCGAAAAGGUUGUUGAAAAGAAGAUACCCUAUCCGGUAGAAAAAAUCGUCGAAAAGAUUGUGCAUGUACCGAUUGAAAAGAUUGUGCAUGUGCCAAAACCGUAUCCUGUCGAGAAAAUUGUCGAGAAAAAGGUACCGUAUCCAGUGGAAAAAAUAGUUGAAAAGAUUGUUGAGAAAAAGGUACCAUAUCCGGUUGAAAAAGUUGUCGAGAAAGUUGUACAUGUGCCGAAACCAUAUCCAGUCGAGAAAGUGGUUGAGAAAGUCGUAGAGAAAAAGAUUCAUGUACCUGUUGAAAAAAUUGUCGAGAAAGUUAUACAUAUACCCAAACCAUUUCCGGUAGAGAAAAUUGUUGAAAAGAUAGUGCAUAUACCAAAACCAUUCCCAGUGAUAAAGCACAUACCAUAUCCAGUCGAAGUGAAAGUACCCGUGCACAUCGAAAAGCCGGUGCCAUAUCCAGUGGAGAAGAAAGUACACGUACCUUAUAGAGUCGAGGUGGAAAAGAAGGUGCCGGUACCCUAUAAAGUGGAAGUGGAAAAGAAAGUGCCUGUUUUUAUACAUACGCCACAUGCGUCUCAUGAGCCCUACAAGUUCGAACACCACGAACACGAGCACAAAGACGAUGCACACGAGCAUCAUGAAGAGAAACACGAUUACGAAGAACACAAACAUUUUGAACAUCAUGACCUUUCCGGAUAUCCCACCAAUCAAAAUGCUAAUUACGCCAAGUUACAACAACAGCAACCUAGGCAUAUAACAAAUGGCGCUAAAGCUGUGUUAGCUAAAGCGCAUACACCCGCAGCGGCUGCAGCGAUACGCGCCGAACUGCUGCAUCAGCAAGUACAAAACUUUGGAUAUAAAAUUGCUACCAGCACUACGCCAACGGAUCUAAAUCAAUCCUCUAGCGAAAAUAAACCACAAAUGGUGCGUUUUGAGCCUACACCGGAAAAUAAAUUCGGUGUUAAACAAUCUACACCGGCAACGCCCUCAGAUCUCGAGCCAUUUGCCUCGGAAAACAAACCGGUUGUAGCACAUUUUGAGCCAACGGCAUUGCCGUUUCGAAUACACGUAGAUGAUGGAGCGACAGCGGGAGAUGGUGGUUCAUCAAUAGGUGAACCAUCAACCGCCAAUGACAUGCAAGCUCAGGCCAGCACUCAUAGCUUCCGUAUGCUAGCGCGUCUCCAACCGAUCACGAUGCCACUGCAGGUUUAUCAAUUGCAUUCUCUGCCUUUCCAACAACCACUCGGCUUCUCAUUGCCUGCCAUACGAGCGGUAGUGCCGAGUAGCACAUCCUGAAUAUGACAGAAAUUAAAUGAAAAACGUGGUUCGUAAGACUGAGCAGACUUAACGCACAAACUAGAUUUAAGCUAUGAUUUAUAACAUAAUUUUCUAUAUAAUUUACUUUUAUAAGAUAAAAUCUUUAUAUGCAUUUGA
Molecule: messenger RNA, 2875 nt
Organism: Bactrocera dorsalis (oriental fruit fly)
Lineage: Eukaryota; Metazoa; Arthropoda; Insecta; Diptera; Tephritidae
Product: titin
Exons: 2
Coding region: 233-2737 (834 amino acids)
Source: RefSeq, a predicted model, not a curated record